Molecule: messenger RNA, 15043 nt
Organism: Drosophila hydei
Lineage: Eukaryota; Metazoa; Arthropoda; Insecta; Diptera; Drosophilidae
Gene: Mical
Product: F-actin-monooxygenase Mical
Exons: 23
Coding region: 315-14678 (4787 amino acids)
Molecular function (GO): protein binding
Source: RefSeq, a predicted model, not a curated record
CACUGUUGGUCACACCACAGACAACGCCAGUGCAGUCGAAAAAAAACCAUUGAUUGUAGCAGACGCGUUUUUGACGCUAGUUUUUAAACCAAAACAAGUAGCAAUUGCAUUAAUUCAACUGUUAUUCAAUUUAAAUUACAAUUUAGAGUAAACGACACGAAAUUAUAGAUAACAAAUUUGGAGUUUCUUCUAUUAUUUUUUAUUUUUAACUGCCACAAAUGUUGUUGGCCAUAAAUUUGGCAAUUUAAGUUAAUGCUGCAUGUACUUAUGAGAAAUCUACAAGAUAACGCCUUCGACUGAGAGACUGAGAGAUAAUGAGCCGCCAGCAUCAGCGGCACCAUCAGCAGCAGCUGCAGCAGCAACAGCAGCAGCAACAACAGCAGCAGCUGCUGACAGCCCAACAGCAGCAGCAGCAGGCGCUGUUGAUGGCCGAACAUGCCGCUGCCGCGGAAGCCGCCGAGCUAUUCGACCUGCUCUGCGUGGCAACAACAAUGCGGCAGAUCUUGGCCCUGCAUCGGGCCAUGUGCGAGGCGGUGGGGCUGCGGUCAUCGCCGCUGAACGACUUCUAUCCGAAGCUCAAGGCCAAGGUGCGCUCCUGGAAGGCGCAGGCGCUGUGGAAGAAAUUCGAUGCACGCGCCGCACAUCGCGUCUAUGGCAAGGGCAAUGCAUGCAGCGGUACUCGCGUUCUGGUCAUUGGCGCCGGUCCAUGCGGCCUGCGCACGGCCAUUGAGGCGCAGCUGCUGGGCGCCAAGGUGGUGGUGUUGGAGAAGCGUGAUCGCAUCACGCGCAACAAUGUGCUGCAUCUGUGGCCGUUUGUCAUCACGGAUCUAAGGAAUCUGGGAGCCAAGAAGUUCUAUGGCAAGUUUUGUGCCGGCUCAAUCGAUCACAUUUCCAUCCGACAGCUACAGUGCAUGCUCCUCAAAGUGGCUCUGCUGUUGGGAGUUGAGAUACAUGAGGGCGUCAGCUUCGAUCAUGCACUGGAGCCCACGGGCGAUGGCACCGGUUGGCAUGCGGCGGUCUCACCAGCGGAUCAUGCUGUCUCCAACUAUGAGUUCGAUGUACUCAUCGGCGCCGAUGGCAAGCGAAACAUGCUGGACUUUAGGCGCAAAGAAUUUCGUGGCAAGCUGGCCAUUGCCAUAACGGCGAACUUCAUCAACAAGAAGACCGAGGCCGAGGCCAAGGUGGAGGAGAUAAGCGGCGUGGCCUUUAUAUUCAAUCAGGCCUUCUUCAAGGAGCUGUACAGUCGUACGGGCAUUGAUCUCGAGAACAUUGUCUACUACAAGGAUGAGACGCAUUAUUUCGUGAUGACCGCCAAGAAGCACAGUCUGAUCGAUAAGGGUGUCAUCAUUGAGGACAUGGCCGAUCCCGCCGAGCUGUUAGCAUCCGCCAACGUAGACACACAGAAGCUGCACGACUAUGCACGUGAGGCCGCUGAGUUCUCCACGCAAUAUCAAAUGCCUAAUUUGGAGUUUGCUGUCAAUCAUUAUGGCAAACCGGAUGUGGCCAUGUUUGAUUUUACCUCCAUGUUUGCUGCCGAGAUGUCCUGCCGCGUAAUGGUGCGCAAGGGCUGCCGGCUGCUACAGUGCCUUGUGGGCGACAGUCUGCUGGAGCCAUUCUGGCCCACUGGUUCGGGCUGUGCCCGUGGUUUUCUGUCCAGCAUGGAUGCUGCUUAUGCCAUCAAGCUCUGGUCCAAUCCACAAAACAGUACUUUGGGCGUUCUAGCUCAACGUGAGAGCAUCUAUCGCUUGCUCAAUCAGACCACACCCGAUACCCUGCAACGUGACAUCAGUGCCUAUACUGUAGAUCCGGCUACACGUUAUCCCAACCUUAAUCGCGAGUCCGUGAACAGCUGGCAAGUGAAGCAUCUGAUUGACACUGAUGAUCCAUCAAUACUGGAGCAGACUUUUAUGGAUCCGCAUGCGCUGCAGUUGCCGCAUGUCGAGACGCCAGGCAGACGCAAGCGUCGCAGUGGAGAUGUCCUGCCGCAAGGUGCCAUUUUGUUACGCUGGAUCAGCACGCAGUUGUGUGCCUUUCCAUUUGCCUCCGAUCUCAAAGAACCCUCGGAUGUCUUUCGCAAUGGUCGUGUGCUGGUCGCCCUAAUCAAUCGCUAUCGACCUGAUCUUAUUGAUUAUGCCGCUACCAAGGAUAUGAGUCCGCUGGAGUGCAAUGAGUUGGCCUUUGCCGUGUUGGAGCGGGAGCUGCACAUCGAUCGCAUCAUGAAUGCCAAACAGUCCUUGGAUCUGAGCGAUGUUGAGUCGCGCAUCUGGCUAACCUACUUGGACCAAAUUUGUGAUCUAUUCCGUGGCGAGAUACCCCAUAUCAAACAUCCCAAAAUGGACUUCAGUGAUCUGCGUCAAAAGUACCGCAUCAACCAUACGCAUGCGCCGCCAGAUUUCUCCAAGCUGCUGCAGACAAAGGCCAAAGCCAAGUCGCCCAUGCAUGAUGCCGUCGACGUGCCGACAACAGUGCAGCGGCGAUCUGUGCUUGAGGAGGAGCGCGCCAAGCGACAGCGUCGCCACGAGCAGCUGUUAAACAGCGGCGGUGUGGCUGCAGGCACAGCUGCAGCUAGCAGCACAGGCAGCAACAAUUUGCAACAACAGGCUCAAAGUGAUACACCGCGCCGCUCGAAGAAACGUCGCCAGGCUGAUAAAACGGCGAACAUUGAGGAGCGCCAGCAGCGUCUGAAAGAAAUCGAGGAUAAUCGUCAGGAUCGCAUGAGCAGGCGACGCCAGCAGCGCUUCCAUCAGACGCAGAAUUUCUACAAGAGUCUGCAGCUGCUGCAGGCGGGCAAGCUGCUCCGCGAGGGCGAUGGUGUGGCUGAGGGCGUGGCCGAGGAUGGUACACCCUUCGAGGACUAUUCGAUAUUUCUGUACCGGCAGCAGGCGCCCGUGUUUAACGAUCGCGUCAAGGAGCUCGAGCGCAAACUUCUGUUUCCCGAUCGCGAACGUAGCGAUAUACCCUCGGCGAUGCCACGGAGCGCUGCCGAUGAGCAGUUCAGCGAUCGCAUCAAGAACAUGGAACAGCGCAUGACGGGCCGAGCCGGCUAUGGCAGUGAUAAGAAACCCAAAGAUCUGAUGCGUGCCAUUGGCAAGAUCGAUUCGAGCGAUUGGAAUGUGCGCGAAAUCGAGAAGAAAAUCGAAUUGUCCAAGAAGACCGAGAUCCACGGGCCCAAGGGCCGCGAAAAGGUGCCCAAAUGGAGCAAAGAGCAGUUCCAGGCGCGUCAGCACAAAAUGUCCAAGCCGCAGCGCCAGGAUUCACGCGAGGCUGAAAAGUUUAAAGAGAUAGAUACGACGCUCAAGAACCUGGACAAACAGCUCAAGGAAGGCCACAAUCUGGAUGUGGGCGAGCGUGGGCGCAACAAGGUUGCCUCCAUCGCCGGGCAAUUUGUGAAAAAGGACGAGACCAAUUCGGAUGAGAAAAAUGCUAGCAGCAAUGCCACCACCAACACCAACAACACUGUCAUACCAAAAUCUAGCUCCAAGGUGGCGCUCGCCUUUAAGAAGCAGGCCGCCUCUGAGAAGUGCCGCUUCUGCAAGCAAACGGUUUAUCUUAUGGAGAAGACCACCGUGGAGGGUCUGGUGCUGCAUCGAAAUUGCCUUAAAUGUCAUCACUGCCACACCAAUCUGCGCCUUGGCGGCUAUGCCUUCGAUCGUGACGAUCCCCAGGGUCGUUUCUAUUGCACUCAACACUUCCGACUGCCCCCGAAGCCCAUGCCGCAGCGUGUCUCCAAAUCGAGAAGAUCCGCUGCAGCGCAGUCUCCUGCACAGCAACCAGCAGCUGCUGCAGCUGCUGCUGGCGCUGUAGCAGCCGCUGAAGCGGUGCAGGCUAUGGAUACCACGCCCGCCGGUGGAGAUCAAGUAGAUUUGUUGGAAACCUCAAGAGCCGCUGCCUCGGCUGAUGCCAUGUCGGAUGAUGAAGCCAAUGUCAUUGAUGAGCAUGAGUGGUCAGGACGUAAUUUCCUGCCUGAGUCGAACAAUGAUUCACAGUCGGAGCUGUCCAGUUCGGAUGAGUCAGACACAGAAUCGGAUUCAGAGCUAUUCGAGGAGGCAGAUGAUUCGCCAUUUGGUGCUCAAACUCUGCAACUGGCAUCCGAUUGGAUUGGCAAACAGUAUUGUGAGGAUAGCGAUGACUCGGAUGACUUCUACGAUUCCAGCGAAGGCAUCGCGGAUGAUGGCAAGGACGAUACCGAGGGUGAGGAGUUCAAGAAAGCCCGUGAGUUGCGACGCGAGGAAGUGCGGCUGCAGCCAUUGCCCGUCAAUCUGCCCACGGAUACGGAAACCGAGAAGCCUCAGUUGAGUGUAGAAAAUAAGGAAAAUGUGGAGCGAGCUUCGCUCAAGUCGGCCAACUCCUUCGAGUCGGCCAAGAGUCAGCCAAGCACGCCCAUUGCAGCUCCUACACGUGCUCAAUUGGAGCAGCUGGAGCGCAAUGCGCCGCGCAAAUUUAGCAGCGAGAUCGAGGCAAUUAGCGAAAAGCUAUAUCACCUAAAUAAUAUGGUUAAAAUGAAUAAGGAUCUGGAAGUGCUGGCCAAGGAAAACCUGGUCAAGAGCGACAUAUUGAACAAGCUUACGCUAAAGGAGAAGUGGCUAGCCGAGAACGCGGCUAUAGCUGCGGGCAUGGCCAAUCCUAUGAAGGCCCCCAAAGCCAUCGCAGCUACAAGUGCUGCUGCACCACCCAAGUCCAAGUUUGAUGAGAAAUAUGAGAAGAUUGUAAGUGCUCCACAGCCGGCGACUGAGCCAAAGCCAAAGCCAAAACCUGUUAUUGAUUUUAAUCUGGACGAGUUGAAGCCUCGCAAACCUAACUUUGAGGAGCGGCCCAAGGAGCUGCUUAAAAAACCAGAGAGUCUUAAGAAGCCAACUCAGCUGAGUCCGAAACCUGAGCGUAAAAGCAGCGCCAAUGUCAGCCGCUCCAGCAGCACAAAAAGCAAUGCCAGCUCCAAGUCUAGUCCUCGCCUAAGAAAGGCGCCGCUGCCCGAUGACAGCAAAAUGCAAAUCGAGAAAAUUCUGGGUGCAAUCAAAAAGCCACAGCGCAGUGAAGUAGAUGAAGAUAUGGACAUUGAUGACGAUGACGAUGCCUACGUCGAUUCGCAAAGCAAUACACAAUUAAGUAGCAAACUCAAGGAGAUCGGAGCCAGUAGCUUUGCGGGCACUAUGGAUCAUAUUAAGUCUCAGCUGAUUACGCCCACGGUGCACACCGCUAACGUGGAUCUCUCCAAGUACUUUCCCAAUCAAAAGGAGGAGAAGAGUGCCGCAGGCAACACUAACAAGAAUCAGAAAACGUUAAAGGAUGUCGAUCUGGCCAAGUACUUUCCAAGUAGUCCGGCACCGCAGCGACGUGCCGUUGAAACAGUAGCAGAACGACUAAAGAAGUCUCAAACUGAGGCAGCCAUACCACGGACCCCGGAGGCACAGGCGCCACAAGGUGCUCAAACGGAUUCCAAAACUGAUUCCAAAACAAAGCCUGUGCCGCCCAAGCGGCAGGCAUCUCUGAACGCCUUCAGUUUACGCGAUCAUCAGCUGGAUGGAGCGCUCGACUUGAGCAAGAAGAAAACACCUGUUAAGGUGGUGGCUGCAACAAAAGCUGCCGUUAAAACCACCAACUCAACCACCUUGGUCAAGGCGACAACCACGCCGAAGGGCAAAAUAAAAAUUAUAAAGAAAAUCGUGCCCAAAGGCACAAAGGCCAAGAAGGCAGCGGCUGCUGCUGCAGCUGCCGUAGAGCCAGAGAGCCAAGUGCCGCCUCGCGAUGAAGCUGAACGUAUUCUAGAUGAGAUUUUGGCUGAUGGUGAGACACGUUCACCCAGCUCCGAGUAUCAGAAACUCUUUAAUGAUGAAAAGUCACCCAGCGAUCUCUCGGAUAAGAUCGAACGCAUACUGGAAGAAACGGGCCUCGAUCUCGAGCUUGGGUUACCCCGGCGCAAUAGCAAGAAGCUUUUGAAAACCAAGUCACUUGGCGAAGGUGACUUUGAUCUCGAGCCCAAGCGACUGAGUGGCGUCCAAAACAUACUGAAACGAUUCGAGUCCAUGAGCUCUGUCAACUCACAGCAAAGCGAUGAGCAGUCAUCGUUCAAGCUGCGCCGCAUGGAGUCCAGCACUAGCAAUAUGAGUAGCCUGAAUCGUUCACGCGAAUCUCUGGUCUCUGCCAGUGACUCGAUGAGUGAUUUGGAGAAAACUAUGGACUAUUUGCGGAAUGAAUGGCGCAACGAGGCAACAAAUUUUCUGCAAAAGAAACGCGAUAAGUUCUAUGCACAAAAGGAGGAACAGCAAAAGGAACUGGAGAUAAAAGCGGAGACCAGUCGGGGACGUGAGCUGCCUGUGCAAUAUCGCGACUCCAAACUAGCCAAAUUCUUUGGUCUAGCGUCGCGUAAAUCGCCCGAGAAGCGCAAGUCGCCCAUCAAAAAGCAAAAGUCGCCCACUAAAAAGCAAAGUUCGCCCAGCAAAAUUCAAAAGCCAGCUAAAACUAACAAUUCGCUGGAGGAGCUGGCCAAGAUUAGCAAUGCUCGGCAGGCGAAGCAAGCGCAAAAAACACCAACAAAAGCCGCCCCAAAAAUCAAAAAAGUUGAACCCAAGAAACCUGCAAGUCCAGCUCCUCCUGUGCCGGAUGACUUGGAGAUUUUACAUUUACUUGAUAAGGCCACAGAGGCCAAAGAGCUGGAGCUGGAGCGCUCCAAGACAAAAAGUCCACUCGUGGAGGAAGUAUCGUUGCCAACAGCAAACGAAAUUGUUAACAUAGAAACGGAGACUGCUGCCUCUCGCCCGAUUGUGGAGGACAUUAAGAACCUACCCAAAACCGGCUGCGAUAAAUCGCUAAACAGUUCCAGACGUGGCUCUCAAUCCAGCUUGGUGCUCUCGCGACGACAAUCGGACAUUUCGCUGACCGAAAAACUAAAUCUAGAUGCUUUGGAGGCGCUUCACAAUAUCGAGAUGGAGCGCGAUGUCGAGCAUGUCGAUGAGGUCUUCCAGAGCAUGGUUGAGGCAAUAGACCAAACGCCAGAUAUUACUGUAGAUGACGAUUUGGAUGCCGAUUCAUUGUGCACCACCAUUAGCAAGAGUCCUAGUGCCCAGCCCGUUACGGUAGUCAAGCGUGGCAGCUCCGAGGAGGAAAGCAUCGAGAAACUGUUUAGCAAAUUUUCCGAUGAAAUGCUCGUGAAUGUGGAGUUUGAUUCAAAUGAUGAAUUGAUUGGAAUUAGCCCAAGAAGUAGCCUGAUUCCCGGAAGCUCCGCGGAACGCGAUUUUGUGGAUAAGCUGGAGUCCUUGGAACGCGAUGAAGCUCCCUUGCGUAGGGUGGAGGAGUUAAAUCGUUUUACAAGCGGGCAAAACGCAGAAUUCGAUGAGCUACCCGAAAAUCAUUUUCCAGCGCGUCCCCAACGCAGGCAAAAGAGCAGUUCCUCGUCCAGUGAGCCCACGCUGCCAGUGGCUCCACAGCGGUUGAAAAAGAAACUGGCCAAAUUGGAUCCAGAGGAUAUGCCGCCUUCCGUGCAGGAUUUGCUUCAGAAACUCCACGUUAACAAUGUGCAGUCGGAGCAGGUGCAAAUGCCAACGAUGGCUUCUGACGAAAAGCCAAAGUUCCCGACACUUCUACCCAACGAGGAUAUCGUUGAUCACGUGGACAAAGGGAAAGACGUGGUUGAUCAUGUGAACAAAGAAUUGCCAAAGACCAAUGCUAACGGCUUUAAUAAAGUAAAGCCUGUGGGAGAUGUGAUACCAGAGAUAAUCAUAGAACAGCCGCAACAUCCGCUUACAAAAUCCUUGCAAGUGCAAAAUAAUAAUCCAAUAAAAAGCGACAGCUCCUCGCAUAGUAGCCUUAACGAGCCUUCAAAGCUCGUGACGCCAACCAAAGCGCGCAGCAAGGAGAACUCACUCGAUUGGGAUAUGGAGAAGCUGCCUGCUUCGCCCAUGCCGCGUCGCAAGCAGCCACUAAUCCCAGCCUCUAAGGAAGGCUCGUUGGAAUGGGAUAUGGAGAAGCUGCCCAAUAGCCCAAUGCCGUUGCGUCGUCGCUUACCCGUAAUUAAGCCAUCUGAUGUCUCUCCCAGCAGCUCUAUACAGCUGCUAAAUAAUCUGCCCAGUGUUGAUGAUGAUCAGGCCAUGGCAGAAGCACGUCUCAUUCAGGAAUUCGAGCUAGAACGCCGUCAGGCGCUGAUUAAGCGGGAUGAAAGCUUCGAGGCAAUAGCUGCCGAGCAGCGUCGACGAGAUUCACUGCAGAGCAGCAGCAACUCCAGCGGCAAUUCCAAUGGCAAGCGUAGUCUUCCUCCACCCACACCUCCACAAACUAGCGUUCGACGUGGCACCACCCAGGCGAGCAGCAGCAGGCGCGAAUCCACAAGGCGCGAGGGCACGCCUCCCAUGUUUAAGAAAUUGGAUUUGGGUGACGAUAGUAACUCGACGCUAGAUUCCACAGCGGACUCCACGCGACGCAGUUCGUUUGCAUUUAUAGAAUUACAGGACAACAAGCCGGUAAUUGUGCCUAUGCCCAAAAAGCUGCACCUGCCCAAGCUGGAGGCGCCAAAGUAUGUGCCCGAAGCAAGGGCAGAAGAUGAACCGGUGCCGGAGGUCUUCAAGGAUCGUGCCUGGCCCAAUCCGUAUAUUGGAGAUCUGCAACCGGACAGCGAAGAUGAAGAAGAUGCAGAGCAAGAACUGAAAAAGCAAUUGCCAGAAUACGCACGCUCUGACUCCCCGCCCUGCGCUGCCUUCCAGAAUCGUCAGUGGCCAGAUGGCAAAACGAUUUUCGAGCAGAGCAAACGGUCCGAUUCGCUGGAGGUAGAUGAUGUGCUCGGCUUCCUGGACACCAAGCGACGCAAAAACAAGAGAUUCAAUAAUAAGCCACGUUCACAGUCACCGCAGCCUUUUAAGCCACUUGGAGCCAGCGCUCGCCUGAGCUCUAAGUCCUUUGGUGAUCUCAAGUCUGGCCCUUCUGUAUCCACGUCACAGCAAUCACUAUCUGCACUAUCCAGUCAAGAUACAGACACACGAUCGACCACAACUACUGUGGCUACUUCGCGUCCAUUGAGCAAUAUUAACUAUGCUGACCCAGUGGAUGCCAACAUGCGAGCUCUGCUGGAUCGAAGCAAACGACUGCACGACCGAAAACGCGACUUUGUCAAUGAACGCGUUGUGGAGCGAAAUCCCUAUAUGCGUGAUGUCAUACGCAGCACGGAUCGCAGCGACUACAUGCCGGAUGAUCAGUUGUCCAGCUAUAGGCCACGGCACUACACCAGCAGCUUGCCGGCAAAGCCAACAACGACGACGACAACGAGUCGUUUUCCUAGCUCCACCUCAGCCUAUGCGCGCAGCCCUGCGCCACGCAGCAAUUAUGACUACCUCAACAGUGGGGCCACCAGCAGCGACUACCUCAGCAGAAGACCAUACACGACAUUGGGCGCCUCAACUACGUCCAACUAUUAUCCAACUACAGCAGCAACAAGUUCCACACAUCUCAGCGAUCUAUUCAGGCGACGCAGUCCCGCCUCCAUGUCCAGCUAUGGGCGCAGCGAUUACGGCCUGCCCGCCAGCAAAGAGUCGUGCGUACAAACCGAAUCCGAGAGCACAUCGCCCGAUGAAGUUGAGCUUAACUCUGCCACAGAAAUAUCCACCGAUUCAGAAUUCGACAAUGAUGAGAUCAUACGGCAGGCGCCGAAAAUCUUUAUUGAUGAUACACAUCUAAGGAAACCCACAAAAGUUCAGAUCAAGUCUAGUAUGAUCACAGCUAGUGCCUCCGGCCUGCACCAGAAGCAGAUGGCGUCGCGCGAAAAGGGCGGCAGUUAUUUGCAGAAAUACCAACCACAGCCGGUGCAGCCACAGUUUAAGCCACUGGUGCAGGUGGAUCCAACGCUGUUGAUUGGCAGCCAGCGAGUGCCGCUACAAAAUCCACGACCUGGUGAUUACCUUCUCAACAAGACGGCCAGCACCGAGGGCAUUGCCUCCAAGAAGAGUCUGGAACUGAAGAAACGUUAUUUGUUAGGCGAACCGGCCAAUGGCAACAAGAUACAAAAGUCCGGCUCUACCUCGGUUCUGGACUCGCGCAUACGUAGUUUCCAGUCCAAUAUUUCCGAGUGCCAGAAGCUACUGAAUCCCAGUAGUGACAUCAGUGCCGCUAUGCGCAGUUUCCUUGAUCGCACCAAGCUGGGCGACAACGCACAGAAUACACAGAAUGAUCUGAUGCGUUCGGCUACUACGAAUGUGAUCAAUGAUCUGCGCGUCGAGCUGAAGAUUCAGAAGACGCCGUCUAGCAACUCCACGGACAACGAGAAGGAGAACGUAUUCGUCAACAGCAAGAACGAGCUGAACAAGGGCAUGGAGUAUACGGAUGCGGUGAAUGCCACUUUAAUGGAGCAGCACAACAAGAAGUUAUCACCAACGACGCCCACCAAUAACAAAACUGUCAUCGAGAUAAUUGAUCUGGUCACGCCCGAGAUGGCCGUGCCGUUCAUUGAUCUCACGGUGCUGGAGACGCCAAAGAAACCAAGUGAGGACAGCACUGAGCUGGUAGAUUCACCUGCGAAAAUCUCGGACAGUAAUAAGUUAAAUGAUCUGAACCAGGAGGUGAUAAAGCCAGAUGUGUCGAAAGAUGUAAAGGAGUGCAUACCGGAUAUACUGGGUGAUAUCAAAGCAAAGAAGGAGGCAUCCAGCGCCGGCGACUCUGAGGAGCAACAGUCACUGCUCUGUCAAUCCGACGAGGAGAAGCGCGAUUCGCCCGAGAAGGCUGCGGAUCUGGACCAAGAGCAAUACGAACAGGAUACACUUCAAAUCCAAGUGCCCAACAUACCGUGGACCAAUCCCAAGUCGGAAAUGAUGUCUACUACCGCCAGCAGCGCCACCAGCUGCUCCAGUUCGGGCAGCUCUAGUAUCGAAGAUAUACAGCAUUAUAUCCUUGAGUCCACGACCAGUCCGGACACACAGACGGCAGGUAGCAAGCACAAUGUACCGCGCGUUGAGGUGCACGACAGCAGCGGUGCCUUAAUGCAAGUGGACAGCCUGAUGAUUGUGAAUGGCAAGUAUAUUGGUGAUCCAGAAGAUGUCAAAUAUCUGGAUAUGCCAGCAGGUGUCAUCGUGCCGUCUCCACCGGCUCCAGCUGUAAAGACCAGCGAACUGGACGACGAGCACGAAGCGGAUGUGGAACCAGUGACGGCAACUCCAGAACCUGUGGAGUGUACAGUUAUCGAGACGGAGCGUCAGCCACAACCACCGCCACCACUGCCGGAAAUGGGACCACCCAAGCUUAAGUUCGACAGUAAAAAUGAAAACAAAAUCGAGAGCUUAAAGAAUCUGCCGUUGAUCGUAGAACAACAUGUGGAGCAUAGCCAUGUGGUAAAGCCUGUUACGCUUAACCUGAGCAGUAGCAUGGCCAAGACGCCAGAUACCCCGACCACGCCCACGCAGCAUGACAGCGACAAAACGCCCACAGGAGAUAUGAAUUCGCACGGCUCCGACUCGGAAACAGAGCCCACUGGCACCGGCCAGGUGCUAACGGAAACUGAGCUCUCCGACUGGACAGCCGAUGAUUGCAUUUCGGAGAACUUUGUAGACAUGGAGUUCGUGAUCAAUUCUAACAAGGGCACAAUGAAGCGGCGCAAGGAGCGACGUCGCAGUGGGGCAGUCAAGCUGCCCAGCAGCAGCGAGGUGCUGCACGAGCUGGCCAAACAAGCGCCCGUCGCUCAUAUGGAGGGUAUACUCCAUGCCAUUGACUUUGAUGAUAUUGAGUUUAUGGACACUGGUUCCGAGGGCUCCUGCGCCGAGGCCUACUCAGCGACCAACACGGCAUUGCUGCAUAAUCGCGGUUACAUGGAAUACAUUGAGACGGCGCCAAAGCAGUCGGCUACCACCGAAAACACGCGCACAAGGGCUGCUGGCCAAACAAAGGCACAGCCACAGCCGCUGCUGACCAAGCGGGACGAAAAGCUCGGCAUCGAUUACAUUGAGCAGGGCGCCUACAUAAUGCACGAUGAUGCCAAGACGCCAGUAAAUGAGACACCCCGUUUACCCAUCAGCUCACAGAUGACGCAAUCACUGACUGAUUCGAGCACACUAAACGAUCUGGACGAGGACAGUCUUGGCGCUAUGGCUCAGUCGCAGACGCAACCCACUAUAACGACCACAGAAGAAAGCGAAGCGCUGACGGUGGUCACUAGUCCAUUGGACACCUCAUCGCCGCGGGUGCUCGAUCAGUUCGCGUCAAUGCUGGCCGCAGGCAAGCCGGAUGCGUCAACGCCAAGCAGCUCGGAGCAGCAACCAAAGACGACACAGUCGACGGUGACCACAAAUAGCAGCGGCAGUAGCUCGACACCAGCUCCUGUGCCGGCCAAGGAAACGGACGAAGACAUGCAGAUCCAGUUCGAGUACGUGCGUGCGCUGCAGCAGCGCAUUUCGCAGAUUAGCACGCAGCGACGCAAGAGCUCCAAGGGUGAGGCGCCCAAUAUGCAGCCGCCAACUGUGAUAGAAGCUACCAACGUGCUGCAGGCGCCAGCAGUGGAUGCGCCGAGGGCAGCCGGAGAGAACGGCACGACGGCAAGCAUGCGGCCCAGGAGCAGCAGCUCGGCAAGCAAAGUACCUGAGAUACCUACGCUUAACAGCAAGCUGGAGGAGAUCAGCAAGGAACGCACCAAGCAAAAGGAUCUCAUACACGAUCUGGUCAUGGACAAGCUGCAAUCGAAGAAGCAACUAAAUGCCGAGAAGCGUCUGCAUCGCAGCCGACAACGCAGCCUCUUGACUAGUGGCUAUGCCAGUGGCGCUAGUCUCAGUCCCACGCCCAAAUUGGCCGCAGCCAGCAGCUCCAGCGAUGCCAACUGCAGCAGCCAGGCGCACUACCAUGUCUCGACAGCUUCUGAGCAGUUGACCAGCCGGCCAAGCCAGCAAACGAAUGACAUUUUCGUGCAGCCAAAUCCGCUACAGAAGUCGGCAACUGCAACCUAUGUAUCGCCCUAUCGCACAAAGCAGCCAGCGAUGCGUACAGCAGAUCUGUACAAGUCGCGUCCCUUCAGCGAACAUAUCGAUGCUGAGCAAUUGAGUCUGCUGGAGCGUCAUAAGCUCAAUAAGACCGCCUCGUUUAGCUACGGCAAAGUAGAUGAGCUCACAACGCCCAGCGCACCAGUGCGUCCGCAUCGCAACGGGAACCAUGGGCAAAGUCAACGACAGAUCGAGCAAGCUGUCGAUGUGGGCAUCUCUUCGACGUCCACGGAGAAUCUGCGCAGCGAGGCCAGAGCACGUGCUCGGCUAAAGUCCAACACCGAACUGGGCUUGAGCCCCGAGGAAAAGAUGCAAUUGCUACGCAAGCGUCUACAUUAUGAUCAGAACAGCGCCAUUAAGGCGAGGCAGCAAGAUGCAGUAGCCAGCGACCUAACAGCACGUGCUCGCAAAAUGAGCGCUUCUAAGAGUGUCAACGAUCUGGCUUACAUGGUCACCCAUGGCCAACAGCAGCCGCUGCGCCUGGACAACGAUGCCGUCAGCCAAGCCAAAGCAGCGGACUUUACAUCGGAUCCCAAUUUGGCGGCCAGUGGGCAGGAGAAGCCGCUGCAGAGCAAGUCUAGUAGCAAGAGACAUAAGGAUCCAGAGCGUCGCAAAAGUCUUAUACAAUCCUUGUCCAACUUCUUUCAUAAGAGCAGCACCAACUCAACAACAGCCUCGGCGUCCAGCAGUCCCAAGGAAUUGGGCGGCGCUGUAGCUGCCUGUCACUCUGAGCAUUCAGAGCGUCCGGGCACUAGCAGCAGUGGCACGCCCACUAUCUCCGAAGCAGGCAGCGGCGGGGGCGGGGGCGGCGGCGUCUUCAGCCGCUUCCGCAUUUCACCCAAAUCGAAGGAGAAGUCUAAGUCUUGCUUUGAUCUGCGGAAUUUCGGUUUUGGUGACAAGGAUAUGUUCACAAACAAUGCAAUAUUGCCAACAAGCACAACAACUGCAACAAUCACAACACAAACGAAACACGCCCAAGAUUACCUCAACACAACGAACAACAGUCGCUAUCGAAAGCAAGCGAACACCGAAUCGUUCUCAUCGUCCAGCCCGCAGCUCUAUAUACAUAAUCCCCAUCAUUUGGCCGCAUCGAUUGCCAUGGACGACCAGAUCCCGCCACCCAUACCGCCUUUGCCACUGAAUUAUCAAAGAUCCGAUGAUGAGAGCAACGCUAACGAGACACGAGAGCAUAAGAAGCAACGUGCCAUAUCGAAGGCUUCGCGACAGGCUGAACUCAAGCGAUUGCGAAUCGCUCAAGAAAUACAGCGUGAACAGGAGGAGCUAGAGGUGCAAUUGAAGGAGCUGGAGGCUCGAGGCGUUCUAAUUGAGAAAGCCCUGCGGGGCGAGGCGCAAAACUAUGAAAACCUGGACACAACUAAGGACAAUGACGAUAAGCUAUUAAAGGAACUUUUGGAAAUUUGGCGUAAUAUCACAGCACUGAAAAAACGUGAUGAGGAACUUACUAUAAGACAACAGGAACUGCAACUGGAGUAUCGACAUGCUCAGCUUAAAGAAGAGCUCAAUUUGCGCUUGUCUUGUAAUAAACUGGAUAAGAGCUCCGCCGAUGUGGCCGCGGAGGGUGCAAUACUCAAUGAGAUGCUGGAAAUUGUGGCUAAACGUGCCUCGUUACGACCAAACGCUUCACAGAUGGAUCUUACCGCAGCCGGCACUGCCUCAAGCUCGACGGACGCGGGCAUUACACUAACCGGACAUUCGCAUGAACAGGAAGAAUCGAAUAUUUGAAUUUUAAACUUGCCUUGGGGUUUACUGGCUAACGAGAUCUGGCAUGGAUUUUUACGCCUAAAUACUUAAGCAGAAAUGUACCAAAAACAAAAAAGAAAACAAAAACAAUAACGAUAACGAUACUAAAAAUAGAGAGCUGUAAGAUAAACGAGCAAAUUAUACGCCGAGUAUGCAUUCUGGCGGAAUAGUUUAUAAUAGUCGAUUAAGAUAUUUUUCAUAAAACGCGCAACAUUAAUGUAUAAAAGCAAAAAACUAUAGAAAAGAAAACUACAUAGACAACGUUUGCCAAUUUUAAAGUUAAAGCUCAGUUAGUUUCGAACAUUAUUAUACACAAAAAGUUUUAGUCAUUUAAUUUGUUGCAGCCC